AUGUCCUCUCAAAUUCCAUAGCUCAUGAUAACUGAAUAACCUAUGGAUGAAUACUAAGAUUUUAUCAAUUAUUCACUAUCUGAUGUUUGUUUUUCAGUUAGUAAGUUCUAGAGUAAGGGCAAUAAUGUAAGUGAGAAUUCUGUUGAUUAAGACUACUAACAACAUAAUAAUUCAACUCCCCUUUCUCCAAACAAUAUUAAUUUAACUAAACCAUCAAACGAUUCUUCAGAUCGAAAAUAAAUUAUAUAGAUGCAAUAAAGACCAAGUGUAAGUUCAACAUAAGAAAGAAUAUAUAGAGACUUUUUUCAAUAUUUUCUGAUUCAAAAAUUUGUACAUAAAAUAUCAUUCAAAAAGAAACUAAAUUCAAUGUUUGAUAAAUAUCAUUUCGAAGUGAUUAACGAUCUAGGUGCUACUUUUAAUUUAAAUUUAUUUAGAGAAAAUACAAUUAAAAUGCGACCAAUCAUAGUCAAAUAAGUUUAAUAAAUAGAAAACCAAUUCAUUAUUAAGUUUAAGAAACUUCAAUCUUUGUUAUUAUAAAAAUGGAACUCUUUUCUCAACAAAAUUCCAUUAAUAUACCCAGAAUCAAAAUUGAAAAUGCUUUGGGAUGCAAUUGUUACUUUGGCAAGAUUUUAUUUUAUUUAUGUAAUUCCAAUGGAUUUAGCAUGGGAAAUGCAAUCAUUUAUGUUUGAUAUCUUAAUUAUACCUACAUCAUUAAUGCUGACUUUAUUAAUAAUAGAUUUUGUAUUAAGUUUUAAUAAUGCCUAUUAUGAAUUUGGAUCAAUAGUAACAGAUCGGAAAAAAAUUGCUUAAUAUGUAUUUACAAAAACAUAUGGAUUGGAUAUAUUAUCAGUAUUAAUUCUGAUAACUUUUUUAAUUAUUUCAGUUGUUUAAUCACAGUAAGUAAGAAUAACUGAAAAUUGGUAUCAUCUAUUGUUGUUAUUAUUUCUAAUCUAAUAUAAAAAUAUAUCUAAAUUAUCAGAACAAGUGGAAGAAGCUUUGAAUUUAUCAAAAUAAGUGAGUUCAUUAUUAGAAUUAGGUAAAUUAAUAUUUUUAUUAUUCUUUGUCUUACAUAUAUUUUCUUGCCUUUGGUUUUGGGUUGGUAUUUAUUCUUAUAAAAAUGAUUACAAAACUUGGCUGAAUUUGAAAAACUUAGAAGAAGCUGAUUGGAAUAUCUAAUAUUUAUAUUCAUUCUAUUUUUCAACAGUUACUAUGUUUACUGUUGGAUAUGGUGACAUUACUCCACAAAGUACUUUCGAAACUGUACUUUGUAUUAUGUUUAUGAUGAUUUGUAGUAUUCAAUUAUCUUACAGUGUCAGUACUGUAAGUGCAAUUAUUGAUAAAAUUUCAUUCUAUUCUAAAGAGAAAAGGAAGAAGGUUUAAACAAUAAAUACUUAUAUGUAGAACAAAAAGAUAAGUUAUGAAUUGUAAUUUAAAAUUAGAGAAUAUCUUAAUUAUUAUUGGUAAUGUAAUCAAUAAGAAGAAACAGAAGAAGAAAAAAAUAUUAUAAAUUAAUUAUCAGAAAAUUUAAGAGAAAGUUUACAAUUUGAAGCUAAUUCAAUGAUAUUGAAUAAUUGUCCAUUAUUUAAGAAUCAUUUUAGUGAAUAAUUAAAAAAAAAGUUGGUCAAAAAAAUAAAAUCAAUUGUAGUUUAGCCAGAAAAUAUAAUUGAUUUUGAUCAUCUGUUUCCAAGUUAAAAAAUGAAUUAGUUUAUAUGUUUUGUAGAAGAAGGAGAAAUUCAAAUAUUUAUAGAAAAUGAAAUGUCAUAAAAUCAUGUUUCAUAUAAUUCGAUAUCAAUAGUUAAUACUGUUUCUAAAGGUAGCAGUCUUGGUUUGAUGUCAUUUAUUACUGGAAUCAAAGCAAGAGAAAGAUUUAAAAGUAUAGGAUUUUCAAAAUUAUUGUUGUUGUCUAGAGAUGAUUUUCUUAAAAUUAUUCCAGAAUUUCCAGAAGACUAUGAAGCUUUUAGGGAAAUGCAUGAUGAUUUGAUUUAUAACUCAGAUUCUGAGUUUCUUAAAUUAGGAUGUUUUUCUUGUAAAAGUGUUUCUCAUAAAGUUAUUGAUUGUCCAUUAGUUCAUUUUAUACCUGAUAAAGAAUAUUUAGUUAAAAAACAUUAAUUUUCAAGGGAUUAAAAAAGAAAUGAAACUUUUAAGUUUAAAUUUAGGAGAAAUCCAAAAAGAUAGCAUGGAUAUUUUUCAGCUUAUAAUGAUUUUGAUUUAAUUUAAGAAACUAGUGAUUUAUUUUAAGCUGAUAAUUAUAAGUAAUGUCUAUUUUAUGAGGAACUUGAUGAUGAAGUUGAAAAAUAAAAAAUACAAUAAAUAAAUAUUCCUAGACCUUCUAAUUAUUAUAUAUAGGACUCAAUUAAAGAGGAACCUGAAGAAGGUGUUUGUGUGGCUAUGAACUUUUUAAAUUAAAGAAAAAGUUUAAUAAAUAAAAUCACUAAAAAAUCAAUAUCUUUGUUAGUUGAUGAAGAUCUAGUACCGUUAUAGCAUUUUAAAGGAAUCAAUAAAUUUAAAAGAGCAGUAGAAGUUAUAAAAAGUAUAAACAAGCUUACAAAUAGGAAAAGCUCUAAAGCUUAGACAAAAAGUAUUUUGGCAUCUUUAAAUAUUGAAAACUAUAAAGAUUCUGAAUAAAAGUAAUUGUUAAAUGGAAUAAAGAAGAGAUUAAAGUAUAUAGAAGAUCAUAAUAUUGAAUGGAGGGAAUAGGAUAUAUAGGAAAUGGAGUUUUUGAAGAUGAGAUUGGAGAUGUUAAUAAAACUUAAUGCUUAGAAACCAGAAAAAUUUGAUUAGAUAGAGAGUGUUAAAUAAUAUAAGUUUUAUAAUAUUCAUAAUAAUGUAGAUUAAAUAUUGACUAUUUAUAAUGAAUUUUAUAAGGUCAAAUUGAAAGAACAAUAAAAUAUUCCACAAGUUUUUAAGUAAUUUGUCAGAUAUUUGAUGUAUCCUUAUUCAUUUAUUCAUAAAUAUAAAUUUAAAUCAGAUAAUUUUAAUGUAAGAGAGAUUAAAUAAGAGGAAACAGAUUAAUAAAAAAAGAAAAAUAAAUUCUCUAAAUUGUUGACAUUACAUAAAUAAAGUAAAAAUUUAAGAAAAAAACUAAAUGUAAAGAAAGCAUAAAUAUAACCACUAUGA
Messenger RNA from Paramecium pentaurelia, 3117 nucleotides. NCBI's taxonomy places the organism in Eukaryota, Ciliophora, Oligohymenophorea, Peniculida, Parameciidae. The record is from the annotation of a GenBank genome assembly.